UUCGAGAAACAAUAAGGGAAAAAAAAGCUUGACGCAUACACCGUGACGUCACACCGGACAUUGCGUCUUAAAAAUGCGACACAUUUCAGUCUUCAAGCCAAAGCCCAAGUCGUCGAAUCAUAAUGAAUUCUCGAGGUAUCCAGUCUCAGCUGAAAGAGAGCGUACCAGUGGCUGGCUUUUGUCCACCGGGGGCUUACGGCGUUCACGAUACGCUGCGCCAUGGUUUCAACAAUGUAAACACUGAGAUCAUCCCUGGACAUCCACUGGAGUUGUCAGAAAAAAAUUUCCAGUUGAACCAGGACAAGAUGAAUUUCUCUUCCCUCAGAAACAUCCAAGGUCUUCAUGCCCCACUUAAAUUGCAGAUGGAAUAUAGGGCAGCAAGACAGAUCCAGCGUCUGCCGUUCUUACAGAGCUCCAACCUAGCACUGGACACGCUCAGAGGCACCGAUGAAUCUAUCGGCUUUGAGGACAUCCUCAAUGACCCAGCACAGAGUGAAAUAAUGGGUGAGCCACACAUGAUGGUGGAAUGCAAGCUGGGGUUGUUUUAGAAGAUGACAAAUUCAUGUUAUUGUAUGCUUGUUUUAUCUGAUGAAACUGAUGAUAAGAUAACCAGCAUAGCUUUUCUAUUAUUCCAAACAAGUUGGCAGUUAUAAUAAAUGUCACUAAAAACACUCA
Hippocampus comes (tiger tail seahorse) is the source of this 675-nucleotide messenger RNA. It is a transcript of the gene pomp, whose product is annotated as proteasome maturation protein. The record is from RefSeq and is a predicted model, not a curated record. NCBI's taxonomy places the organism in Eukaryota, Metazoa, Chordata, Actinopteri, Syngnathiformes, Syngnathidae. Gene Ontology annotation, biological process: proteasome assembly. Gene Ontology annotation, cellular component: cytoplasm; nucleus. The transcript has 6 exons. Bases 123 to 548 code for a protein of 141 amino acids.